This is a messenger RNA of Etheostoma cragini (Arkansas darter), 1761 nucleotides long. RefSeq names its product COBW domain containing (gene zng1a). Bases 196 to 1299 code for a protein of 367 amino acids. Gene Ontology annotation, cellular component: cytoplasm. The transcript has 16 exons. Lineage: Eukaryota; Metazoa; Chordata; Actinopteri; Perciformes; Percidae. The record is from RefSeq and is a predicted model, not a curated record.
CCGACUACUGGGAACGACAGCGGAACCAUUGUUGCCGUGUCAGGAUUCGAACGGACUCUAUACAGUGUCGCACACUGUCAAAACGUAAAGCAACAACAGUGUGGCAGAGAAGAUUUUUAGGGGAAAACUUUGAGCAUCUGCAUGUUUAAGAGCAUCAGUUAGAUCCAGCUUGUGGCCCCUGUUGACGUUUCUAGUAUGGAUGGCAUGGUGAUGGAGGAGGAAGACGACUGCCCAGAGUUGGUGCCCAUCGACGCCCCGUCUGGUCUUCCUGCAGAGCAGAUACCUGUCACCAUCAUCACAGGCUACCUCGGUGCUGGAAAGACUACACUGCUGAACUAUAUCUUAACAGAACAACACAAAAAGCGGAUUGCUGUCAUACUCAAUGAAUUUGGAGAGGGCAGCGCCCUUGAGAAGUCCCUCGCAGUGAGCCAGGCUGGAGAGCUGUACGAGGAGUGGCUGGAACUGAGAAACGGCUGCCUCUGCUGCUCCGUCAAGGACAAUGGUCUUAAAGCCAUCGAGAACUUGAUGGAGAAGAAAGGAAAGUUUGACUACAUCCUGCUGGAAACCACUGGCCUAGCUGAUCCAGGCGCUGUGGCCUCCAUGUUCUGGGUCGACGCAGAGCUCGGCAGUGACAUCUAUUUGGACGGCAUCGUCACAGUCAUUGAUGCCAAGUACGGAUUGCAGCAACUUACAGAGGAAAAAGCAGAUGGACUCGUCAAUGAAGCAGCCAGGCAGAUUGCUGUCGCCGACCUGACCAUAAUCAACAAGACAGACCUGGUGAAUGAGGAGGAACUGGCUCAAAUACGAGAGGCGGUCAGGUCUGUAAAUGGUCUUGUCAAGAUUCUAGAAUGCCAGAGGUCAAGGGUGGAUCUCUCUGAAGUGCUGGAUCUGCAUUCCUUUGACAGUAAGGAUGGAGCAAAUCUAGCAGAGAAGCUCCAACUUGUGAAAGAUACAAGACCACAUCUUGACAAGAGUAUUUUAACUGUGACGUUUGAAGUGGCUGGAGAUCUCUCUGAGGAUGCCUUGAACGUCUUCAUCCAGGAUCUCCUAUGGGAAAAGAUGUUCAAAAACAAAGAAGGGCGACCCAUGACUGUCAUUCGGUCAAAGGGCAUAGUAUCAUUUGCAGGUAAAGCCCACCAAGUGAUGCUGCAGGGGGUCCACGAGCUGUAUGACCUGAAUGAGACUCCACAGCUCUGGGGGGAGAACCCGCGGAUCAACCGACUGGUCUUUAUAGGUAGGAACCUGGACAAGAACAUUCUGCAGGAACACUUCAUCUCUACGGUUUUGGAACGAGCGUAGAGGAAAUAGCUACAAAGUCUUAUGUCCUUUUUUCUUUUUUGCUCCGAAAACGGAUGAUUCUGGUGCAAACGUCGUGGCUUUGGCCAUCCAUUAAUCUGGGACUGUGUUUCAGACAUUCAUUUCUGUCCUAUAACAACGAGAGGUACGUCAGAAGAUGGUCAAACUCCCAGUAGUAGUCAAUACAGUAGUUUGAAAUUGCGAUAAUCUGCCACUACCUGCUUUAAAAGCUAUCAAAGAGUGUUUAUGUGGCUGUAGUGCCGAGAUAAAUGCUGCGUGUCACCCUGGAAACUUACACUGAACAUGACGUCUAAAAUGUGUACACACACAAAGAAGCAACAAAAGUCCAGAAAUGUAAUCAAUAUAUUGUUUUGUUUUUUGUUUUAUAUAUAGAUGGGCUUGUAAUAUCUGCCAUUUUAAAGGUUAGGAGCCCAAGCUCAAACUGUAGUGUGGUACAAGACUGUG